AUGUCAUCCUACUCGUCCUUGUCCUCAGACGACUCAUUUUUAGAUGAAAAACCGAAAGAUAUUGUAUUUUUCUCGCCGAUUGAGACUUCAACUCCUACAAAAUCGAUGAAAAAAACUGUAGAGAUUAAGGAUUUGUCGCCGAUACUCCGUGGAGCACCCACUCGUAUCGAGAGAUGUUUCCAGAGAUUCGUUCAAGUGUCGGUCGGAACCAAAAUGUUCGUCGACGAUGCGUACAAGUUUUUUAGCAACUUGGUUUUGCCUCAAAAGACUUCGGAUCUUCUUUCCGAUUCCAGUCUUGAGAGUGAAGAAGAGACAUGCUCGGAGUCUGAAAGUUAUUCGGAGUCAGAAGGGAGUCGUUCGUCCUCAAACAGUGAUGGAUAUGAUGCGAAUGACGAAGAUAGUCAUUAUUUGAAAGUGGAAAUGGAAGAAGAAUCGACAUUGUACGUCUCGAUCUCUUCUGAAGAGGAAGAAGGAUACGAUGCCGAUGAAGAAGACGAGUAA
This is a messenger RNA of Caenorhabditis remanei, 501 nucleotides long. RefSeq lists its product as uncharacterized. The transcript has 2 exons. Lineage: Eukaryota; Metazoa; Nematoda; Chromadorea; Rhabditida; Rhabditidae. The coding region runs from base 1 to 501 and encodes 166 amino acids. The record is from RefSeq and is a predicted model, not a curated record.